Molecule: messenger RNA, 327 nt
Organism: Phanerochaete carnosa HHB-10118-sp
Lineage: Eukaryota; Fungi; Basidiomycota; Agaricomycetes; Polyporales; Phanerochaetaceae
Exons: 1
Coding region: 1-327 (108 amino acids)
Source: RefSeq, a predicted model, not a curated record
AUGUCACGUCUUAAGACGAGACCGAGCUGCCUGCAGACAUCAUCAUCGUUGCAACUUGCCAUGGGUACGUACACAUCACUGUGGACACAGCUCAUGUGCUCCGUGCGCAGCUUCGACGGUGUGCGCGUGCCGAUCCACAUAUUCAUCAACAUCAAGCUCUACGCGAGGAUCUCGCCCGUGUGGGGCCUCGACGACGAGGGCGGGCUUAAGGAUCCCUGGCGUGCGCUCGAGAGCUUACUGCGCUGUAUGUGGCGCAUGAUGGGUGCGCUGUUUGCUCCCUUGAUAAACUUUGGCGAGAUCCUGACCGGUGGGGCUGGCUUCCGGUAG